This is a messenger RNA of Lichtheimia ornata, 213 nucleotides long. Its product is annotated as 40S ribosomal protein S29. The transcript is spliced from 2 exons. NCBI's taxonomy places the organism in Eukaryota, Fungi, Mucoromycota, Mucoromycetes, Mucorales, Lichtheimiaceae. Bases 1 to 213 code for a protein of 70 amino acids. The record is from RefSeq and is a predicted model, not a curated record. Gene Ontology annotation, cellular component: cytosolic small ribosomal subunit; ribosome. Gene Ontology annotation, biological process: translation. Gene Ontology annotation, molecular function: RNA binding; structural constituent of ribosome; zinc ion binding.
AUGGCUCACUCGAACGUCUGGAACUCUCGUCCCCGUCAAUAUGGCAAGGGCUCUCGCCAGUGCCGCGUCUGCGCUCACACUGCUGCCUUGAUCCGCAAGUACAACUUGAACAUUUGCCGUCAAUGCUUCCGUGAAUAUGCCAACGACAUUGGUUUCCACAAGGUACAGUUGUCUACCACAUCAAGUGAUGGAAAAUGGAUUGCUUUUGUAUAG